This is a messenger RNA of Rosa chinensis, 3816 nucleotides long. RefSeq names its product putative calcium-transporting ATPase 13, plasma membrane-type. Lineage: Eukaryota; Viridiplantae; Streptophyta; Magnoliopsida; Rosales; Rosaceae. The record is from RefSeq and is a predicted model, not a curated record. Gene Ontology annotation, cellular component: intracellular membrane-bounded organelle; membrane. Gene Ontology annotation, molecular function: P-type calcium transporter activity; ATP binding; ATP hydrolysis activity. The transcript is spliced from 3 exons. Bases 98 to 3190 code for a protein of 1030 amino acids. Gene Ontology annotation, biological process: calcium ion transmembrane transport.
GUACUUGUCACCGGCUGCUUUUGAUCGAUAGCUCCAAACACGAAUUACAUCAGCUCAAACUCAAAGACAGACACUACUUUACUUGUAGGCUUAUAAGAUGAGUUGCAGGGGAACGGUUCACGAUAACAACCGAUUGAUGGACAUGUCAAAGGACAAUCCAGGUGGAGUCGAUCAUAAGGACCUUGAGUCUCAGCAAACAGUGUCAAAAGAGCUUGAACUGGUGCCCAUUGAUCCUAACCGCCGCUGGCGUACGAUAGUGCUGAUCCUUCAGGCACGCCAUAUUUUCAUCACCUUAGCAGCUGCUAAAAAUCCUGAACUUGGAUCUCUUACAGGAGACUUGGAAGUAACUAUAACCCCUAAUCCUACACCACCUGAAGGGGUUACCGCCAAUGUAUAUUCCGACAACCCCAAUGACAGUGAAUAUCAGCUCCAGUUUGCCACCAUUUCCAACAUCAUAAAGACAAAGGAUUUAACAUCCUUACAUGACUUUGGAGGUGCCCAAGCAUUUGCAGAGGCUCUCGGUAGUGAUUUGGAGACUGGGAUCCCCACCAACGAUGAAGCUACUUGUUGUCGGCUCAAAUCCACCACAAAUUCCACUACUCCUGAACAGGCUGCUGCAAGAGGCUUCAUUCAGCUAGCCAAAAUAUAUUGCAACAGUUACAUGAUUCUCUUGCUUUUUGUGGCUGCUGUGCUCUCACUUUGCUUUGGAAUCGUGGAGGAAGGCCCGAUGACUGGUUGGUUUGAAGGGGCCAUCAUACUUGAUGCCAUUAUCAUGCUCGUGGUUCUUCCUUCCAUACGUGAUUAUUGGCGGGAGUCUAAAGGGUUGUCCGGGAGGCAAAAACUGUUGGAGAACACAGAUGAAGUGGAGGUUGAGGUCUUAAGAGGCGGAAAUGAGGAGAAGAUCUCCUCAUCAGAUAUUUUGUUUGGUGACAUCGUGUGGUUGAAGAGAGGACAUCAGGUUCCUGCUGAUGGUUUAUUCAUAUCAGGUGGUUUCGUAGUCUUGGAUGAUCAAUUAGGGGCAGUAGUUGAUGCCGAUAACCCUUUUCUCUUCUAUGGAGCGGAAGUGAUAGAUGGCAAUGGUCGCAUGCUUGUGACAUCUGUGGGUGUAAACACAGUGUGGGGUGACAUGAUGAGCAGCAUAAACCAUUUGAAGAAGACACCAUUAGAGGCACAACUUGACAGGGUGAACACUUGUAUGCAGAUCAUUGGUCUCCUAAUCUCUAUCCUGAUCCUUGUGGUGUUGUUCUUGCGUUUUGAACUCAAAAAAGAACUGCACACCGGGGCAUCCAUGGAUCUAAGGGGAGAGCCAACUAAAAUGAACAUGUUUAUGGAUGCCAUCAAGAAAAUUGUCAUGAAACCAAGCGGAAAGAUUAGUAUCUUGACAACUUCUCUUACGGUGAUGCUGGUUGGGAUAGUAGAAGGGUUACCUUUCUGUAUCAACCUUGCCAUCAUUUACUGGAACAGGAAGGCUUUGAAUGGGAUGGCCUCUCUUCAACAUCUGUUGGCCUGUGUCACCAUGGCUUCUGUUACAUCUAUCUGCACAGACAAAAACGGUGGGCUAACAUUGGAUUCAAUGGAAGUUGACAUGUGCUGGAUUGGCGAACAAGUUAUGGCUGAAAAUUCUGUUAUAGCCUCAAAUGUCCUCGAAGCUUUUCGUGAUGGAAUCAGCAUGCUCCUUCUCUCGCAGCCUCCUCCUUAUACCUCAAUAGAAGACCCUGUCAUUUCCUGGGCGGCACUGAAGUUGGGCAUGGAAUUGGAAAUUGUGAGGCAGAGUAAUACCAUUGUCGAGGAUAAGGAAUUGACCACUGAUCAGGAAGGAAGAGGAGCAAUGAUGCGGAAGAACAGAGACAGUGAAAGAGAAAGAAUGUACUUGCAUUGCAGAGGACCUGCUACAAGUAUUUUGCCCAUUUGUUCACACUACCAUGACUGUAAAGGGAUGAUCAACGUCAUCGAAGAACGAAACAGGGUGACUUUUCAUAGAAAUGUCGAGGAUAUGCAGUCCAAGCAUCUUAAAACCAUGGCAUUUGCGUACAAGGAAAUUGAUGUCCCAACAAUGGAAGAAAGAGAUCUGAUAUUGCUGGGACUGGUUGGUCUGAAGUCAUGUUUGGAAAAGAUGAGGGAAUCAAUCAGAGCCAUAAGAAACGCUGGAGUCAAUAUCAUACUGGUUUCCGGAGAUGAUGUGCAGACACUAGUGAGCAUAGCUGAGCAUUUCAGAAUUCAGGGGGUGCCGAUUUCAAAUGAAAUGGUGACCACAGGUGAAAAGUUCAGGAAUUGCAGUGAUGAAGACAGGAUGAAGAUGGUAAGUGAAAUUUCAGUGAUGGGAAACUCACUCCCCUCCGACAAGCUUCUUCUGGUUAAGUGUUUGAAGCAAAAAGGGGAAACAGUAGCAGUCAUUGGAGUUAAAACGAAUGAGGCUCCUGCACUGAAAGAAGCUGAUGUUGGACUUACAAUGGGAAUAUGGACCACCAAAAUGGCUAAAGCGAGUUCAGACAUCAUCCUAAGGGUUGCAGAUAUCAGUUGCCUGGUAAGUAUCCUCAGGCAUGGAAGAUGUGCUUAUUACAACAUUCAAAAGUACAUCCAACUUGAGCUUACCAUAGUAGCCGCAGGGCUUCUAGUAACAUUUAUCAUAGCAGCAUCUACAGGAAAUAUGCCCAUAACAAGUAUCCAAUUGUUCUGGGUAAAUUUGGUAGUGCCAAUGCUGGGCGGCCUGGCUCUAUUGACAGAGCUCCCAAGAAAGAAGUUAAUGGAGAAAUCACAAUCUGGACAAACCAAAGCAAUUAUUACCAUGGCCAUGUGCAGAAAUAUAAUAAUCCAAGCUUCAUAUCAAGCUGUUACUAUAGUCACCUUCCAUUUCAAAGGACAAGCAAUCUUGGGUGUUGAUGAAAAGGUCCGCAAGACUAUCAUCUUCAAUAGUUUUGUCAUCUGCCAGAUUUUUAACAAGUUCAGUGCGAGAGAGCUGGUAAAGAAAAAUGUGUUUAAGGCGAUCCACAAGAACCAAUGGUUUUGGGUGGCUUUGGCUGCAAUCCUAGUGCUACAGCUGAGUUUUAUUGAGAUUUCACAUGUGGUUGCUGGUGAUGCAAGGCUGAGCUUGGUGCACUGGGGUUUCUGCCUUCUUAUUGGGAUUGUUUCGCUAGGGAUGGAUAUAGCUGCAAAGGGCAUAUAUGAUUACAUAUCAUCUUUCGUCGAGUGAAUAAUGGGGUGCACAUUCAAAUAUUAACUGAUCAGAUCACGUUCUCUCUUAUCUAUACUUCCAAUCUUAAGCUGUUUAGAUCAACUAGCUAUACUAGGUUAUGCCUCUAUCUACUGUCAGUGUAAGGCUGUUUUCUAUACUUCAAAUCUUAAGCUGCUACCACCUAAGCUAGAUAGGAAGUUAUUGGCAUCCGAGUGAAGGCUCUGCAAAAGCACCAUCACUAGGCAGAUGUUCUAUAUAUACUUGUACUUUUGUUUGUUUGGUUGGUUUUUUUCCUUAUCAUUUCACAGAUAUUGUUUUACCAAUUACCAAGAAGAAAACGAUACUGUGAAAUUGAGAAAGUUGUAUAUAUCAUGACACCACCACAAACAUAUAGAUUGAAUGCAAGACCGCAAGAGUAAACAAAAUGCUGAAGUAAAUACUAUAAACGGGACUUCUAACAAAUUAUGACACUAAGCUGCAAGGGAAAACUCAAAAAAGUACAUACCAGUGCAAUAAGAAUAGCAUGGCCGCUAAUAAUAUCCACGCUGACAAUGCCUUCACGACUCUCAGCACAAUAAGAGCAGUUCAGUUCAGCUCUUCUGAGCAAACAUGGUAGUCCUUUGUAGGUGGACGAGUUGUAAUGA